Molecule: messenger RNA, 760 nt
Organism: Drosophila suzukii
Lineage: Eukaryota; Metazoa; Arthropoda; Insecta; Diptera; Drosophilidae
Gene: Bet1
Product: blocked early in transport 1
Biological process (GO): vesicle fusion with Golgi apparatus; endoplasmic reticulum to Golgi vesicle-mediated transport
Cellular component (GO): SNARE complex
Molecular function (GO): SNAP receptor activity
Source: RefSeq, a predicted model, not a curated record
CCGCUUUGGUCACACUGCUCGGCGACCAACCAAAUUGCAUUAGAUUUUAAAAAGUUUCAUUAACUUAAUUGGAGCAUUAGUCAGCCGCUUCUGGGAAUUCCGACGAAGGCAGGUCAAGGGUCAAUGCGCAGUCAGCCACAGAGGUUGACUCAAGAAACAAAAGCCACAACAGCUGUUCUGCCGCUGGCAAUCCGGAUGCCAAUCUGGCACACACGGGGAGCAGUAUGCGCCGCAACAACUACCCAUAUCAGCCCCUGAACCAGCAGCCAUCGGGAUCCCAUCCUGCGGCGAGUCACGAUUCCCUGGAGGCGGAGAACGAACAGGCGGCGGAGGAGCUGAAACAGAAGAUCGGGGCCCUAAAGUCCCUCACCAUCGACAUAGGCAAUGAGGUGCGCUACCAGGACAAGCUGCUGCGCGGGAUCGACGACGACAUGGACCGCACAAGUGGGUUCCUGGGCAACACGAUGACGCGAGUGAUGCGACUGGCCAAGCAGGGCGGUGGUGCCCGCCAGAUGUGCUACAUGUUUCUCUUCGUCCUCUUCGUUUUCUUCAUCCUCUGGCUGACCCUCAAGUUCAAGUAGUUGUUGCUAAUUUUUGUAAAAUAUAUACCAACUGAUUUGUAUUGUUUAGGGUAGAUAGUUGAACUUUUUCUGGAAUGUCCACAUUUUGAUUAGUUGUUUUUUGAUUAAGCCCAAGAUUGUAAAGCAGCUCCAAAGGACAGAAGGAAACUAAAUAUGAAAAAGAAUUAUUCUGAAUUUGA